This is a messenger RNA of Physcomitrium patens, 4053 nucleotides long. RefSeq lists its product as uncharacterized. Gene Ontology annotation, biological process: protein phosphorylation. The record is from RefSeq and is a predicted model, not a curated record. Lineage: Eukaryota; Viridiplantae; Streptophyta; Bryopsida; Funariales; Funariaceae. Gene Ontology annotation, molecular function: protein binding; protein kinase activity; ATP binding.
UUUUGCAGAUUUAUUGAAGUGAAUUUUAAGAAUAUUCUUCCGCGAUCUACAGCUUGGAAUUCGGCCGGCAUCUGGAGAAUUAAGUCUGACUCGAGUAAGGGCUGCAGCACUACAGUUGCAGAGUAUGUGCGUCCUUCGGCAGCCUCAGCGAUUUCUGCAUGUUAUAUGAUGGAUCAAAACCAUAAUGUUGAAAAUUAUGUCUAAGUAUCUGCUCCUGAUGGGUUUGGUACCCUGAAGUGGCUGGAAAUCUUUAGUCAGCUCUCUGGCGGAACAUGUGUUCGGUCAACUUCAAAAACCGAUCACCUGCAUAGAGUGGACUUCGGAGCAUUAUCCUGCGAUUCACAUGACAGUUGGCGUCAGGUUUUCUACUUCGAGGAAUUUGACAACUUCCUGAAAGAUUAGCUCCAACCCACCUCCCUUGAGGAAGAGACCAGGACUCAAUGCAGAGGAUUACAGACAAAACUCGGACACCAACCCUUUUCAGCAUAUUCUUCUGAUUGGAAAAUGAUUGAUGGGCGUCGUAGGAUGUGUAGUAUAUUGGUGGGAGUGAUGUUCGUAUCUACGCUUUCAGAAUUUUCGUCACGAUCUUUGUGUUGCCUUCAAUCUCUUCAUGUAGAGCAUUUAGUUUAUUCUAGACUGCGAAGCUCGCAGCAAGAUGGAGAAACGCACAACUGCUGUGAAGGUUCUGCUGGGUCUGUUAUGCCUUCACCUUUGCAGUAGCUCGGUCGCUGCUGAGGAUCAGAAUGAGUACAAUACAACCGAUUUGUAUGCGAUGGAGCAACUUUGGGGCGAAUGGAACAAGACCAAUCCAGAUUUUGAUACCAACUUAGCAGGAUGGAAUGACCAUGCCGCUAUGCAACCGCCGUGCAAACCGAGCAGUCCAUGGCGAGGAGUUUCUUGCAACGCCAAGCAGAUAUCCAUGUCUGACGGAAACGCAUGGAAGUUUGAGAUCGUUGGCCUGGCGCUGCGGAACGCCGAAAUUGUUGGCUCUUUGCCGCCGGCCAUUGGAAAUCUCACCAACCUCGUCACCUUAACCCUAACGGAGAAUCGGGGACUUACUGGUGCCAUCCCGGAAGAACUCGGCAACUUGAAAAGCUUGUUUGAACUAGAUCUUCAUGGAAAUGGCUUCACUGGAUACAUACCUAGGUUCUUCUACGACGCGUUUGGGUUCCUUCAAGCAAUUGACUUGAGUGACAAUCAAUUGAAGGGCCAGCUUCCGGAAAACAACAACUUCUCGUUCCGUACCAUUCAAACGAUGAAUGUCUCCAAGAACCUGUUCUCUGGGUCCAUACCUCCCAAGUUUCUGCUCUAUCUUAAAAACCUAGUUUCUGCGGAUUUGUCCCACAAUGAAUUCACUGGUGCCCUCCCAACGUUGGUGUCUCCGAACCAAACUAAGAUUCUAGAGCUUGACUUCUCAGACAACAAACUCAAUGGGUCUUUUCCAACAAUGUCGGGGCUCAAAACGAUUCGGACCUUCAAUGCGAGUGGGAACCUGCUCUCCGGAAAACUUGAUACAGCCUUGUUGUUCAACAUCUCCUCGUUAACAAAGCUGGACCUUUCAAGGAAUCGAUUCACAGGCGCCAUUCCUAAUUUAACCUCCUUAACCAAAUUGGAAUAUUUAGAUCUGAGCUACAACAAUUUCACACCUGGGCCAGUUCCUGAUUGGAUUGGCAAACUCAAGAGCCUUCACACGUUGAAGCUGCAAGGAGUCUCCCUCACUGGAGAUGUUCCUUGGUCUGUCCUAGCUGGUUCCGAGAGCUUGACGACUUUACUUCUGGACUUCAACGAUUUGAAAGGGACUCUAGACAUUAGUCGCAUACUCGCUGCGCCUAACCUUAGCCGGAAAAUUCAGAUAAUUAGCCUAAGAAACAACUCCAUCUCGCAUGUUGCUUAUUCUGGUCACAUUAACGACCUCAACGUCAAAUUCAAUCUCUCAGGCAAUCCAUAUUGUGACUUGGCCGUGAACCAAGACGACGACGACUUAACACGUUGUGUUUGUCAGCAGACAUGCUUUUAUACUGGAAAUAUAAAGAAUAACAAGAAUGUCAUUAUCAUUGCGACAGUUGUCAGCGGAUUUGUUACUGUGUUUGUGAGUCUGGUCUCCAUUGCUCUAUUUUGCCAGAGCAGGAGAGAGCGGAAGAAGCUUAUAUGCGAAGCUAACCAAAAAUUUGCGGAUUAUGAAGUUAAGCCCACUAUAUAUACCUACAGUGAGAUUCGAGCUUCUACUGGAGAUUUCCAUCCAGAAAUGAGGCUUGGAAGUGGACAUUACGGUGCGGUUUACAAGGGUACAUUUCCAAACGGAACUCAAGUUGCAGUGAAGCAACUGUUUACUAAGUCCCAACAAACCCUACAUGACUUCCUUAACGAGAUUGUUCUCGUUGCAGCUGUCAAGCACCGCAACCUUGUUAAACUGAAAGGAUGUUGUAUUGGUAAACAUGAGUAUCUCCUGGUGCAUGAGUAUGUGGAACUGGGCGAUUUGGAGCAAUUGUUAUUCGAGAAUUCGCAUAACGUCAACAUGUGCUGGGCUGUGCGGCGAAAUAUAUGCCUUGGAGUGGGUCACGGGAUCCAUUACCUGCAUUCUUUAACUCAACCGAGAAUCAUUCACCGCGAUAUCAAAGCAAGUAACAUUCUGCUGGACAAGAAUCUUGAACCGAAAAUUGCAGAUUUUGGUUUAGCUUUAUUGUUUCCUGUUGAACAAAGCAACGUUUUGACUAUACAUAUCGCUGGCACUAGAGGAUAUUUAGCCCCAGAGUACGCAACUCUGGGACAAUUAAGUGAGAAAGUUGAUGUCUACAGCUUCGGGGUUCUGAUUCUUGAAAUUGUGAGCGGAAGACGCAACAUCGACUCCAAGUUGCCAGAGGACCGCGUCUAUCUUCUGGAAUGGGCGUGGAAGUUACGCGACGGAAACAGACUUCUCCAACUCUUAGACCCGAAGCUCACUCUUCAAGUCCACGAAGAAGUGGAGGUGCUAAGGAUCCUCAACAUAGCCUUCCUGUGCUUGCAUAUAUCAGCUGAGAAGCGCCCCACCAUGGCCCGUGUGGUAGCCAUGAUGCAAGGUGACAUGGACGCAGAAAUUUCAGAGCUAACACAGCUUCGAGAAGAGAGCCGCUUGGACAAGAGGUUUGAAUCGAUCGUUCCUGACUUCAGCACACUCCCCCAUAACUUUCCCUCUAGCUCAAGCAUCAUAUCUUUACCCUCCAGCAGCACUAUACUAAGCAGGGACUCUACGAUGUAUACAAACUCCACUCCCUCUGCUUCCAGUAAUAGCGUGCUUUUAGGUGCGACCAGAUCUACGAUUGACAUACCUGGUGCUGAGAAGACCACAUGACCCAACUCGUAAGAAUUUUUGGUUGUCAUUGAAUCACCCAUCCAAGUGAGUUGUUACGGAGGUUGGACUUGAUGUCAGUUUUGAUAGUUAGGCAUUUGCAAUGAACCUCAAGAGUUGUUAACACUGGAUCACAUGCAGAAACUAGAGCCAACUGGGUUCAAUUCACAAUUCGAGAAGGAUGGUGAUCUUCAAGUGGGGUCUGUAGCCAUCUGCUUGCUCUGUGCACAAGCAAGAGUAGCAAAUGGAUUACUGUCUAAUUCUUCCACCCUCAAAUUUGACUCUUUUCUCAUCUUCUCUCCCAUCAGCUUGUACUCGAGAUCGCACCCCAGGGGUUUUUUGACUCAGUUCAUGAAGUGAGGAUUUCUUGUGCUUCUCCCUUGAUGGAAUUUGUUUCAUCGGCACUUAGUGAGAAUACUUUUUCUUUAGAUUGUUCACUACCUUGUCCACUCAAAACUCUGCAGGAAGUGAGACUCUGCAGGGACAGUGGUUGUGGUUGAGCUUGAGUCCCUUUGCUUCCAUCACCAGGCAAAGGUCCAACGCCAACCCUCCAUAGCUGCAAAUUAGCGAAGCCUUCUUAAGGACGUGCAGUCGAUUUGGCCAUCUGUGAAUACUAUCUUUCCUUCAUGCUCACAAGUAACAAAGAUUUUCAUUUUAUUCUGAAAAGAACUUUAUAUCAAAAUUAUUAUAAAUAAAUUAUCAACUAAGAUAUUGAAGUUUUGCUAUCA